AUGGCGGAGAAUUGUGUUACAUCUGAAGAAAAUCAAAAAAAAUUAACAGAAUUAUUCGAUUCAGGUUUAGAAAUUUAUGAAAGAGUGAUUAAUAGUGAUGAACCUGCAUCUAAUUCAAAAUUACAGUUGGAUGUGCAAAAUUGCAUAAACAUCCUUGAAAAAGCUACACAUUUAAUUAAUGCAGCAGGAGUUUUUAGUUCGAAUGAAACAAUCGAUGAAGUACCUUCUGAAAAUAUCAAAUAUUUAUUGAUACCUGGAAUGUUAGGAAGUUUGGUUUUGAAAGCAUUAUCUCCCGAUCGUAUAAAUACAUUAGAAACUUCAGAAAUUUAUUUUAGAGAUUUUCUUAAAAGAUACAAAGAACUCAAAGAAAUGGAAGAGGAAUUGACAAGAUUAAAGUCUUUGCUUGAUAAAGAUGGUGAUGAUGAAAUAUGUAGAAAUUUUUACUUAACUUACAUAAGAAAAAUUGUUAAUGUUAGUUUAGACGAAUUGAAUUUGAUUCAUCAAGAAAAACCAUUGGCAAAACAUUUAGCCGAAGUUAGAGCUAGAGGUACUUCGUUCAGCGUUCAAGAAAAUAAAGACAAAUAUCCGGUUAAACCGUUUAAACCGAUUAUAAUAACUAGAAAUGAAUUACAAAAAAAAGUUUUCGGAGCUGGUUAUCCUAGUUUACCAACAAUGACUGUCGAUGAAUUUUACAGAGAGAGAGUUGCCGAAGGAAUAUUUCCUGCUCAUGGUUCGAAUCACGGUAAAGUUUUACAAGAAAUGACUGAUCCUGAAGUUGUUAAAGCUCAAGAAGAAACAGAAAAAAUUCAAAAAGAAAAUGAAAUAGAGACUGAUGACCCGACAUAUUUGGAUAAAACAAGAAGAAUGGAUGAAUUUAAAGAUACGCAUAAAAGAGGCUGGGGUAACAGAAUGAAUAAAAGUUAA
Messenger RNA from Pediculus humanus corporis (human body louse), 924 nucleotides. Its product is annotated as Type 2A phosphatase-associated protein, putative. Lineage: Eukaryota; Metazoa; Arthropoda; Insecta; Psocodea; Pediculidae. Gene Ontology annotation, molecular function: protein phosphatase 2A binding. The transcript is spliced from 4 exons. The coding region runs from base 1 to 924 and encodes 307 amino acids. The record is from RefSeq and is a predicted model, not a curated record. Gene Ontology annotation, biological process: regulation of dephosphorylation; regulation of signal transduction. Gene Ontology annotation, cellular component: cytosol.